This is a messenger RNA of Gadus morhua (Atlantic cod), 1052 nucleotides long. Its product is annotated as cerebellin-1. Gene Ontology annotation, cellular component: glutamatergic synapse; synaptic cleft. The record is from RefSeq and is a predicted model, not a curated record. Lineage: Eukaryota; Metazoa; Chordata; Actinopteri; Gadiformes; Gadidae. The transcript has 5 exons. Gene Ontology annotation, biological process: maintenance of synapse structure. The coding region runs from base 420 to 1046 and encodes 208 amino acids. Gene Ontology annotation, molecular function: protein binding.
GUGGGAGAGAGCAGGGGAGGGAUCGAGGGAGGGUGAGAGACGGAGGGGACGUGUAUGUUAGAGGCAGUGUAUCCCUCGAGGUACAAUACAACAACCUGCAGGCUUAGAAGCGCCGGGACAUUAACUUGUAGAAAGUGUCUUACGGAUAUACUUAAUUAAACUGCUGCCGGCAAGUUUGUGCCAAAACCUCGUAUCCGGAGAGACUCGACCAACUUGUUCAACGUCAACACACCUCAAUACUACUUCUCGUUGCCAACAUGCCUUCCGAGAUAAUGUUGUUGACGUACACAGAGUGACAGCAGAUAUCUUUUUCUCAUCGAGCAAGCCGCAGGAUUUGAAGGUCCCCAGGUACUGCCUGUCCAACCGAUUCCCGCCGGAGAAGAAUAAAGUUUUCUAGAUCUGAACCCGACAUAGUCGCCAUGGUGACCCUGGCCCCGCCUUUUCCGGCGCUUGUCCAAGCCGUGCCUCUGCUCAUAUUGGUGCUGGGGUUCCUCCACUGGGGGCCUCCGGCGGUCGGGGCUCAGAACGACACGGAGCCACUGGUGCUGGAGGGGAAGUGUCUGGUGGUGUGUGACUCCGCCCCCUCGGCGGAGCCCUCCUCCUCCGGCGGCGCCCUGGGCAUGUCCGUCCGCUCGGGGUCGGGCCGCGUGGCGUUCUCCGCCGUGAGGAACACCAACCACGAGCCCUCGGAGAUGAGCAACCGCACCAUGACCAUCUACUUUGACCAGAUCCUGGUCAACGUGGGCGGCCAUUUUGACCCAGCACGGAGCAUCUUCGUGGCUCCCAAGAAAGGAGUCUACAGUUUCAGCUUCCAUGUGGUCAAAGUUUACAACCGACAGACGAUACAGGUGAGCCUGGUCCUGAACAGCUGGCCGGUGCUCUCUGCCUUCGCGGGGGACCAGGAUGUGACCCGGGAGGCGGCCACCAACGCCGGGCUGGUGCUGAUGGAGCGGGGGGACAAGACCUCCCUCAAGCUGGAGAGAGGCAACCUGAUGGGGGGCUGGAAGUACUCCACCUUCUCCGGCUUCUUGGUCUUCCCUUUGUAGGUGUGG